Molecule: messenger RNA, 3827 nt
Organism: Lepisosteus oculatus (spotted gar)
Lineage: Eukaryota; Metazoa; Chordata; Actinopteri; Semionotiformes; Lepisosteidae
Gene: stox1
Product: storkhead box 1
Biological process (GO): regulation of transcription by RNA polymerase II
Cellular component (GO): cytoplasm; nucleus
Molecular function (GO): RNA polymerase II transcription regulatory region sequence-specific DNA binding
Source: RefSeq, a predicted model, not a curated record
UGUUCACACGGAGGUUGUCCUGUGCAGGCAGCUGAGGUUUGCGGGGCUGUGCCGACCUGGAGUGCGCAGACACGGUUGUCGAGGUUGUCUAGAGUGAUCGGAGUGAAGGUGAAUUUGAUGUGAGCACACCACUGGGGAAGAUGUCCCAGCAGCAGCGGGUUGUGCAGCUGUCAGCGGCGUCGCUCGCCCUGGUCCUGGGCCAGGACGGGGAGAGCUCCACAGGCGCAGGGGGCAAGUGCAGUGGCUCCAGCCCCAGCGGACAAGACAUUUUCGCCGAUUUUAAAUCGCAGAAUUUGCGGAGCUUUUGGAAUAAGCGACUGGUCAGAGCCGUGGAGGAGAUUGUUUUCCAGGGGUGGUUGGAGAAUUUUGUGCUCCUGGUUCAGGGGAGCGCAAACAAUUUGGAAGUGCUGAGGGAAGCGUGGAUGCGAAGGGCUCUGAGGUCGCCGAAGGGGUUUGCCAUCCGAGCAGUGGGUGAUGUGUCUCCAGUGCACAUGUCUCCCAUCACUCAGUCCCAGUUCAUUCCUCUGUCAGAGGUGCUGUGCUGUGUCAUAUCUGACAUGAACGCUGCUCACAUUGUUGUCAACCAGGAGGCCUUGAUCAGCCACAUGAUGAAAGCACACCCAGGCAUGUCGAUUCCUACUCAAGACAUCCUCUACAGCGCACUGGGUGCCUUGAUAAAGGAGAGGAAGAUCUACCACACAGGAGAGGGAUAUUUCAUUGUCACCCCGCAGACUUACUUCAUCACAAACAGCCCGGCAAAGGACAAGCAAAGGUGGAUCACAGCAGAAACUGACCCUCCCCUCCCCCCUCCCAUCACCUACCUGGUGAGCACUGAAAGCUGUGUCGAGUCGGCUGGCGACACUGUCCCCGUGGUGGCGCACUGCAAAUCCUGCCGCUGUUUCGCCCAGCAGCCGGCCCAACCCGUGCACGACCAGCAGUCUAUCAGCGAGUGCACAGGCAGGAGCUUCAGGUGGGCGAAAGAGAGCAAGCCCACCAUCCAGCACCAGUCUACCUCCACAGCGGCGGACUACCAGCCAAGCGAGGCCAGCAAGUCGACCGCCACCCGCAGAGACAAGGAGAAAACCGGCAGGAAAUUCGGCCUCAGCCUGUUCAGGCGCAACACGGCAAAGAAGGAGAAACCCAAGAAGGAGUACGCCACGUUCUCUGCCCAGUUUCCCCCGGAGGAAUGGCCUGUCCGGGAUGAAGACGACUUGAACAACCUCCCCCGUGACCUGGAGUUAGCCAUCAUCAAGCGCAUCAACCCAGAGCUCACUGUUGACAACCUCGUGCGACACACCGUCAUGAUGAAGAAACUGGAAGAGCGAGGCAUCAACAAGGGCAUCUCCACCGAGAUACUGGGCCCCAGACAUCGGCACCACUUGAAGGGUCAUAAUAGAAGGUCUUCCUCCAAAGCUGCGCGGCUCAGGAAGAGAGGACUCCCCUCCAGAGAGAAGCACAGAACCAAAAACAAGUCCUCAGUCUCGAACACUGAGUUGGAGGGAGUGCAGGAGGCAGAAGUCAUUAAAGAAAAAGUGCCUUGUCACCUGAACCCUGAAAUGCCAGUGGACGAGCUGGAUGCCAAAAUAUAUGAGGAUCUUGUCACUGUCGAAUCGAAACAUAUUUACAAGAAGCGGAUUGAUAAUCCGUUUCAGGACAGGGCGGUGAGAGACAGCGGUCUGGAGACGGGUCCAAGGGCUCAAAAGAAGCGUGACUCAAAGGGGCAAAGGUCAGAGCGGAGGGAGCGCACUGCCCACAGGUCCAAGUCUUGGGAUUCAUCCCGGGCAAAAGCCUUGGUUGACGAAGACGGGCGAGCACCGGAUGAUAGGUCCUGUGAAAAUAUUAAACCAAAAGGUUUUAAUUAUGAUGCCGCUGUGGACACCAGUCCACAGGAGUAUGCUGGGGACUAUGGCUCAAGUUAUCCAGACAGUAGCACCCUGAGAAUAGAAGACAAGUGGAAACAGCACGUGAAGGAUGUCAAGCCCAAGGGUAGUGGUUACUAUGCCGCACAAGAAAAAGAAUCCAAGUACAAGGUUUUGCAGGAUGGGUGCAUAGAGAACAGUCUGAGCACAAAGCACCUCUCCAGGCAGACAGAGGCGGCAGAUUUACUCCCUUCCCAUUCCUUUCCACCUCAGGUCACAUACCACUGUGACACAGCCACAGUGCCGUCAUCGUGGCCCAUGCCAAACAACCAGCACCAGCUCUCUGUUGCACUGAAACAGCUGGACAGCACAGACGACAGGAAUCAGAAGCCUGAUCUCCAAACCACACAUUCACAGUUAAAUAGUGCAAAAGGUGGACUCUCAUCAAAAAGUAACGGCCAGCGGACUGCUUCAGCUCACAUGGACAGUGAGGGUUUCACAGAUGAUGACCAAGCUGUGUAUCAACAGGCAGUGGAGGAUGAUGAUGGCUGUAGUUCACUGUACCUGAAUGAGGAUUCUGAUCUGGAUAGCAAUGAAGCCUCUCGAUCCGGCACAGUGCAUUAUCAUAAGCCGUUUUCCAAGAGGGAUGACUGGAACAGUACUGGAGUGGAGGAGGGCUCUGUUGGUGCACAGCAGGAACACGCUGAGGUUUUUGGGACUCACUGUGAAGAGGAUGAUUUGAGGUGGCACGAGCCUGGUAGUCAACACCCGGCCAAGCCGAAGAAUAUCAUGCAAACAGACAACGGCCGUAGGAUGUCUCCGUUCCUUUACGAGCACCUCGAAGACGCAGUCCAGGAUGUGGAGCAAAUGGAAACCGUUGAUAGCAGCAUAUUUGACUACUGCCACACCAGUGAGGCUGACUCAGAUGCUGAAACUCUGCACAAAUCUUCAGAUGAAGGGGAUGACAAAUCUUCGCUCUGGACCUGCGACCAGCACGUGGAGGAAAGUCUCAGAAAACAGUUUGAGCAAAAGUUAGAGCUUGUUGGUACAUCACACACUACUGUUACAAGUCCGAAUGCCCAAGGAAGGCCAGUUCCUGGGGAAACUGUAGAAAAUCACAGCAUUACAGGGGACAGUGGAAUAGAUUCCCCAAGGACUCGUGUGAGCCUCGCGUCCAAUAACUCGGUGAUCCUCGAAGGGCUGAAAAGGAGGAGCUUUCUGCAGAAUCUGGAGAAGCUCCACUCAAAAAGCAACGUGAUCCGGCCUCAGAGCUCGCUCCUUCAGCUGACCCCAGUGAUGAAUGUGUAAAUCCUGGCCUGUGCAGGACUGGUUCUCAAUGAGUCUGGGUUUUCUUUCGAUCAGAAGUGUAUUGUAUAAAUGUAAAUAAGAAUAUUUUCUGUAAAUAUCCACACUUAUGAAAUACUUUUUCUGUGUACCCAAGUGGCUUUUUUUUGUAAUUUUGACGUGUAGGCAUCACUGCUGAUUUUUGGCAACAAAUACCUUUUUUUCAGAGCUGUUCUCCACUUCUUUGAAAUAAAUAUCUUUGUGCAUAGAUAAUGUUCAUGAACAUAUUUUUUCUAUACAGCCGGUGUUAUUUUUUUAUAUGUUAUAAAUAUUUUAUGAAAAAUAAUUUAAUAUCUUAUAAUGACGACUAAAUUUCUACUCCUUUGGCAUGGUAGAAGUAAAUUUGCAAGGAAUGAAACUAAAUGAGUUCUGACUGUUUUUUGAGGGGGAUGUGUGGAAAUGUGUGCUGGGUAUCACUGCAUAAAAUACAAUUAGAUUAGUUGUAAGUUUUAAUGCAUGCUGUAUGUUUUUUGUAUUAUAUCCAAGACAAAUUCACAGAGCUUUUAUGUUGCUAAAUACAGUAAUGGCACCAAUUUUUUAUAUUAUUUUUUUAUAGAAAGUCUAGUGAUAGUCAGACUUUUUCAGAUCUUCUUCAAGUCAACGUGUUUCCAGUACCUCUGUAAA